Messenger RNA from Staurois parvus, 396 nucleotides. NCBI's taxonomy places the organism in Eukaryota, Metazoa, Chordata, Amphibia, Anura, Ranidae. The record is from the annotation of a GenBank genome assembly.
AUCCUCCUCGAUGAUCACAUUGGGGAGUCCAGCUCAGCCUUGUCUCCUCCUGUGGUGGCCUCAGCCGGGACCCUCAACAUCGCAGUCUCAUUGGUUGGCUCAGAUCAACGGCCUAAAGGUGAUAGGAUCUCCAAUCUGACAGGAGAAGGAUUCUGAGGUGGCUGAGAUUGGACACGAUGGAAACCAUGCAGAGCAUCAAGUGUGUGGUAGUCGGGGAUGGAGCUGUAGGGAAGACUUCUCUUCUCAUCUGUUACACCACCAAUACCUUCCCUGAUGGACAUAUCCCCACGGUGUUUGACAACUACAGUGCCCAGGAUGACUGUGGAUGGAAAAACCGUGAGCCUAAACUUGUGGGACACAGCCGGCCAGGAAGAGUAUGACCGACUAAGGACAUUG